GGAAAAAGAAAACAUUUACAUUUCUUGAUGAAAACGCAUGUUUAAAGAAAAGGAAAAACAAAAUAUAUAUAUUUCUGCUUUUAUUUUUAAUUUUGUCAGGAUCGGUCCUCCAUAGUAUUCUGUCCGAAACAUGCAGACGCACAUUUAAUCUCUAACUCGUAUUUACAUGUCGUCGCCAACAGAUGGUGCCAUUAAAUAGUAAUUUUAUUAGGCAGUGUUCCAAAAAACAGCUCCCAGUUCUGUGAUGCAAUGCCAGAAGAUUAUGCAGCUUCACCUUAGACUGCUCCAUCCAGGGUGAUUGGCUGUCUGUGAUGAUGACGGCUGCAGAACAUCUCAGACAUCCUUCAUCAAGCUCAACAUCACCAUCCUCACUAACAAACCAGCUGUUGUCUGCAGCUGCAACAACCAUAUAGGCUCAAAUAACAUCUCAGUUAGUAUUGAACAACAUGCAAAUAACACGAUUUCUACUAAAACUAGAAUAAAUAUGUUGGUUUAUCUCUAAAGUGUUGCACUUGAUGUACUGAAGCUCAGGUCAGCUUUUUCUAUCAAUAGGUCACAUUUAGAAAAGCAAUCGUGCUUUUCUAAAUGUGACCUACGUGUGACGUGAAUGCGUUGGCCUCAGAGCAACGGCCAUGAUUGGCUGAAUAGUCCACUGCGCCCGCCCAUGAUUGAGGAAUGAAGAAAAGAAGCAGAGCUCGGCACUGUGGGGCUGCAGAUGUUGAUAAAUCCAUUCCGUUUGUUAGACGCCAUUCAACACAUCAACAGACUUGUUAUUUUAGUUAUGACGAGUGUACGAUAAUUUCCCUCAAAAUACGAUAAUUUUAUAUCUCUAGUACGAUAAUCCUACAUUUCUCACCUGGCAACACUGGUUCUGACCCACAUGCAGUAAACGCUCAAAGGAAACCAGGAAGUGUUUUACAGAUUUAUUUAAAGCACAGUAGUUGGUUGUUGAAACCGCCAGGAGGAGGGAGUCGGGCCGGAGGAAACAACCUGGGACUAAGGAGACGGCUCCAUUUUUCUACAGAAGCUGCAUUUACAACUUGUCUUGUUAUUAAAGGACAAAUAUUUGACCAAAGCAGAACAACACAUCAUUUUGCCUUAAGGUCAGGAUGAGGAACAGGUCACUCAGUGUCCUGGGCUUAGUGUUGCUGAACACACUCCUCUGUUGUGGACAAACUCCAGAUGCCGUGCUGACUAUUGAGCCCAACUGGCCGACUUUUUAUAGAGGAGAGUUUGUUACUUUCAUCUGUGACAUGAAUGAAGGAGAAGAAACUGACUGGAGUUACCAGAUCAACAUGAAUGGUCAAGACGUUAUCCCCUACAACUUCUAUAAAAGCUACAUAUUAGAACAUCUGUAUCAGAGUGGUGAAUAUCAUUGCUGUGGUCUCAGGAGGAGCUCAAAUAAACCAAAGUGCAGUAAAACUCUCUCUGUUACUGUUUCAGCAUAUAGACCCAGAGCUACACUGACCGCAGGUUCAACAACCAUACCAGUAGGGGGCAGUGUGACCCUGAGCUGCUCUGUGGAGACCUCUGCUGGAUGGAAAUACAGAUGGUUCAGAAGGACUUCAGACAUCUCUGAAGUCAGAAUAGAUAAUGAAGAAAACAGAGAUAUCUCUGUGACACAAGGAGGAAUCUACAGGUGUGAUGGAGUGAGAGGAAACCCAGACUUCUACACAGUGAUAAGUAAUGAAGAAACUAUUGAAACAAAAUUUUCCAACAAGGUUUUUGUGACACAACAACCAAACCCGCCUCAGAUCUUCAGUGGUGAGACGAUCACUCUGACAUGUGAGGUCCAGGGAGGAGAAACCACUGAGUGGACGUAUGAAUGGAAGAGAUCUGAGACAGUUCUACACAGGAUAAACAGUAAAGACUGGACCUUCAUAGUUUCUGAGUCCAGCAGUGGAGACUACAUGUGUCAAUGUAGACGCAGAGAUGACUGGUAUUCUUCAACACAGUGGAGUAAAAGCAUCACACUGUCAGUAUCAGUAACUGAGUCCAGUCCUGUCAGCUCUUCAUUUCCUGUGCUGUUGAUCGUUGGUCCAGUUAUUGGAGUCAUUCUCUUUAUUCUCCUGCUCUUGUUGUGGCGCCACAGACAGUUCAAGGAUUUAUGCUGCAUCAGGUUAUUUCAGUCUGAAAGCAGCAGUCAGAGCUCCACCACCAAUCAUGGAGUGAACCAAGCUGAAAGUCAUGUUUACAGCUCUCUGCUCCAUGGCAACAGUUGUCUGUAUGAGACAAUCCAAACCCGUGGAGCCACUGGAAACGAGAGGUCUCAUCAUCCAGAGGAAGGUCCUGAUUACGUUAACAUGAAACCAGAUUCCAGUAUAGGCUAAAACUACCAACCAGAACAACAGAAACGACGUUGGAGUCCUGCAUCAACAGAUGCUGCAAUUUAUUCUACGAUCAGGAACAGCUCUGGGUAACACUGCUGCCAUGUAGGUUUAUUCUGCAGUGAGUUAAAUUAAUCAGAUUUACAAAAUGUAAUAUAGUAUUUUCAUUUUUUGAUUUCAUGAUUAUUGUAGUUCUGCAUCUUGUUAUUAUUUCUACAAAAAUCAAAAGUGUUUUAUUUUCACAUUUUGUAAUCAUGUUAUUGUUGUAAAUGCCAAAUGUGGACAUUUAAGAGAAGAAACACUUUCAGCUUCACUGCUGGAGGUUUUAAUGUUGAAGCCUGAUUUUUCACAAGAAAUAAAGAAAACUGUACUGUGGAAAGGAGGGGAAGGGUCAGAGGUCAGACCCCAUUCCAAGUUCUUCAAUCUCUCCUGGCACCAGUCCAGACCAGCUUGAUGGAGUCUAUGGAUGCUAGAGGCCAUCCAUGCGUGGGGGUCGUGGGUCAUUGGAGGGCCAGAGGAGUUUUCUGUAAUCUGUGUCGAGAAGAUGGUGGAAGUGAGAUAGACAAGAAGGAGCAGAAAGAAACUCCCUAUACGGCUUGAAGUACCAAGACACCAACAACAGCCUCCUCACAUUAGAGACUUUACUCUCCUUUUCUUCAUGGAGUAUUUUUUGUGUUAAAUCCCUCAUCAUAUUUUAAUCAUGCUCAUCUACUCACAUAAAAUCCUACUGAUUUUAGUCUUUUAUUGAGUUUUAAAAAAGAUUAAGAGAAGAUUCAGAGUUUUUGAGGGGGCACUUUUGUAAAGAAGAGACAUUUUUGGGGCUGUUUUGGAGGAACUUUUAGGGCAAGUAACUUGUCAAACCUUUCAUAUAAUCAUUUGUUUCUUAUAUCUGAUUACCUUGUCUUAAAAUAAAACUUUCCUUUUUCAUCACAUUUUUAUUUGAAAUACACAAAA
This is a messenger RNA of Girardinichthys multiradiatus, 3281 nucleotides long. Its product is annotated as Fc receptor-like protein 5. The record is from RefSeq and is a predicted model, not a curated record. Gene Ontology annotation, biological process: cell surface receptor signaling pathway. The transcript is spliced from 14 exons. NCBI's taxonomy places the organism in Eukaryota, Metazoa, Chordata, Actinopteri, Cyprinodontiformes, Goodeidae. Gene Ontology annotation, molecular function: transmembrane signaling receptor activity. Bases 1110 to 2330 code for a protein of 406 amino acids.